Aspergillus oryzae RIB40 is the source of this 342-nucleotide messenger RNA. RefSeq lists its product as uncharacterized. Lineage: Eukaryota; Fungi; Ascomycota; Eurotiomycetes; Eurotiales; Aspergillaceae. Bases 1 to 342 code for a protein of 113 amino acids. The record is from RefSeq and is a predicted model, not a curated record. The transcript is spliced from 4 exons.
AUGGAUGACCAGGACGAGGUGGACAAGGAACUUCUCCGCACUUUCAUUCCUCGUGUGACCCGUAUCCAUGCCAGAAUCAGAACAACGCAAUCAUCGCAAUGCCCAGAACCAACAAACGACGUGUUCAAAGAGGAAAGGAGGUUCUUCGAAGAUUCCUGGAAACAGAUUAUCCAGUCAAUUGUUCAACAGAGGUCAUCUCCGAUUACCUUUGUUCCAGAGGAUGGAUCGUUCCCAUAUCAUCCCUUCGGCGCUGCCGCUAGCUACUCCGAUGUUGCUGAUAGUGAAGGCCAUCGCCUUCGGACCCUUUGGGAGACGUUUGCCCAGGAGGCAAGCUCCUCGUAA